Molecule: messenger RNA, 6530 nt
Organism: Malus domestica (apple)
Lineage: Eukaryota; Viridiplantae; Streptophyta; Magnoliopsida; Rosales; Rosaceae
Source: RefSeq, a predicted model, not a curated record
UUGAUUUUAAUGCUUGAUCACCACUUGAAUUAACCACAGGUUGUGUAGCCAAAAUUAGAAGCACACAUCAUGCAUAAUUUUGGCAGAUUUGGGAGUGAAUGAAGGGGAUGUUUGGCAAACAUCAUGCCGUGUGUCCCCUUUGGUUUUGUGAAAGUUUCAUAUGUAUAAAACAUCCUUGGUUGAGAACCAAAGUUGCACAUCACAAUUUGGUUCUUGACUAGGAUGAUUUGAUCAAAUCCACACAUCAUAUGGUUGAUCAUAUCUAAGUGAAACAAACUCAAGAAAUAGGUGAAUGAAUGAGCAUAAACUGAUUUAACAAACAUGGGAUUAAUUUAGCUAUGGUGAAACCGAAUCCCUAGUUCCAUCUCCAUUGGUUUUAUUCCAUUUUAUUACUUGUUGAUUCAUUACUUGUGUUGUCAUCAUUCUUGUGAGUUUUUAAGUUACAACAACAAAUCUGUCUAAAGUUGCCUAGUUUAGUCAUUUAAUAUGGUUCUUGCAAAACAAGUGAUUAUAUAGGUCCAAUUAGUCCCUGUGGAUUCGACACCCUUACUUAUGCUAUUAUACUCAAUAUGUUUUAGCAUUAGGAAGGUUUAAAACAUAUCAUCAACAAAAAAAUGGCGCCGUUGCCGGGGACUGAUUUCAGUCCCUUGUAAUUGCUUGUUUAGUUAUGAACCCUUGUUAUGUUUAUUUUAAGUAGAGUGCUAAUUUAUAUUCAAACUUGUUUGUUUUGUUUUCAGGAAGUUUAUGUCAAAUAGACUUGUUGAGUUAGGCCAAAGAAUUGAACGGUUAAAGAGCAAUACUUUUGACAACUUUGUGCCAACAAAUUCACCCAAUUUCCGUGAAGAAGAGGAAGGGAAUUCGCCUAGUUCAACAAGUGAAGGAUCUAAGCACAUUAAUUGGGAAAGAGAAGAAGAGAUGGCGGACAACCAAGAUGAACUUCGAGCUUUGGAGGACUUUGCUCAACCAAUCAUACCAAAUUCUCCUUCAUGCAUCUUGCUGCCCACCGAAGCUAGAAACUAUGAUCUUAAAUCUUCACAUUUUCAUAUGCUUCCCUCGUUUUAUGGCUUACCUAAUGAAGAUCCUUUAGCUCAUGUGAAAGAAUUCUAUAAUGUUGUGAGUGGUUUACCUUUGCAGGGAGUAAGUGAAGCAAAUUUGAGGAUGAGAGUAUUCCCUUACACAUUGAAAGAUAGGGCCAAGAGUUGGUUGAUGACUCUAGCACCGGGUUCCCUCAUCACUUGGGAUGCCGUGGCUAAGAAGUUCUUGGAGAAGUUCUUCUCCACUCAAAAGACAGCCACAUUAAGGGGACAAAUCUUCAAUUUCAAACAAGAUGAUGGAGAACCUUUCAAUGAGUGUUGGGAGCGUUUUAAAGGCCUUUUGUUGCAAUGUCCACACCAUGGGUUACCUUUUCAUUUACAAAUGCAAAUUUUCUAUGAUGGACUAACCCAAACAUGUCAAUCAACUGUUGAUAAUGCAGCAGGUGGAGCUUUGAAGAAAAAGAAUGCUCAAGAGUCAUAUAACAUUUAUGAGAUGUUGGGGUCUAAUGCUCAACACAAAGAUCUAAGGGGUAAGAAAGUUGGAGUGUAUGAAACAAAUUCUAAUCAUGAACUUUCCUUGCAGGUAGCUAACCUAGAGAAGAAGCUUGAAGCCGUGCUCAACAUGGUGCCAAAAGCAAAUGAGGUGUGUGCCAUUUGCAACAUACCAAACCACCUUACUCAUCAAUGUCCAUCUAAAGAAGCCUACCCCGAAUUUGUCCAAGAACAAGUGAACCUCAUGAAUUCUUACAAUCAAAGGCCAAGGAAUGAUGUGUAUUCAAACACAUAUAACCCAAGUUGGAGAGAUCAUCCCAAUCUUUCAUGGAGGAACAACAAUCAAAAUCAAAAUCAAUUCCAAAACUUCCAACCAAAACCGGCCACUACACUUGAGGAUACGGUUAAGUUGUUAGCUCAAAACACCUUGCAAUUCCAACAAGCUACCAAUAGCACUUUCCAACAACAUUCGGCUGCCCUAACCAAAAUGGAGACACAAUUGGGACAGAUUGCGGAUGCCUUGAACCAAAGAGAAAUUGGAAAGUUUCCAAGCCAACCCGUGAUGCUUCAAAGGAACCAAGAGCAAGCCAAAGCAAUCACUACACUUAGAAGUGGUAAGGUUAUCAAUAAUAGAGUUGGUAAUGAAGUUACUAAUGAAUUUGAUCAUGUGAAUGCAGGGGUUACUCAAGGAGAAAAUGAGAAACCAAAUGAGGAACCAAGCCCUGCCAAUUCCUCAUUUGAAGCACCAAAUCUUCACAAGGCCGAGAAGCCUUAUACUCCACCAAUACCAUUCCCUGGAAGACUUGCCAAAAGCAAGCAGGAUAAGUCAUUUAAGGACAUUUUUGAUAUUCUAAGUAAAGUGAAUGUUAACUUACCUUUGCUUGAUGUCAUUAGGAACAUGCCAGCUUAUGGGAAAUUCUUCAAAGAGUUAAACAACUACAAAAGGAAGUAUGGACCACAUGAGAAGGUAGUGGUGUCUGAGAAUGUAAGUGCAGUGUUGCAAAGAAAACUUCCACCAAAGCUCAAAGAUCCAGGGAGUUUCUCUAUCAACAUUACUAUAGGAGAAAAUAAAGUUGAAAAAGCAAUGCUUGAUUUGGGUGCUAGCAUCAAUUUAAUGCCUUAUUCUGUGUACCUUCAACUAGGUUUGGGGGAAUUGAAAGCCACCACCAUUUCAUUACAACUUGCAGACAGAUCCGUGAAGUAUCCAAGAGGUAUAGUAGAGGAUAUUCUAGUUCAAAUUGAUAAACUAAUCUUGCCUGCGGAUUUUGUAGUGUUGGACAUGGAAGAAGCUCCUAUACAUGAUAGAGAGUUGCCUAUUUUGCUUGGAAGACCAUUCAUGGCCACGGCCAAGACUAUCAUUGAUGUGCAAAACGGACUCCUCACUAUGACAGUGCUAGGAGAGACCGUGCAAUUUAAAGUGUUUGAGUCUCUUUCUCAUCCUUCUUCAUCUCUUGAGUGCUAUGCCAUUGAUGUGCUUGAUUCACUUGUUUUCUCUAAGUUCUUGCAGGCACAAUCUAGUGAACCAUUACAAACUGUUUUGACUCAAUCUCAAGAUGAGUUUGAUGAAGAAGAUGCACUCAUGAAAGUAGUAGCUGCCUUGGAAGCAUUGGCACCGUAUCCUUUAAAUGUUUCACCUCUUGUAGAGCAUUUAGAACCAUCUAGGUCACAUUUAAUUCCUUCCAUUGUUAAGGCACCAAAACUUGAACUUAAACCACUUCCACCACAUUUAAAAUAUGCAUAUCUAGCUGAAUUUGAAACUCUUCCAGUUAUCAUAGCUUCUGACCUAAAUCCAAAUGAAGAAGAUAAGCUAAUGAGAGUGUUAAAAGAGUCUAAAUCAGCUAUUGGAUGGUCUAUUGCAGAUAUCAAGGGAAUAAGCCCUACCAUGUGCAUGCAUAGGAUUCUUUUGGAGGAUGGAUCAAAGACAACCCGUGAACCACAAAGAAGACUCAAUCCACACAUGAAGGAAGUGGUGAGGAGUGAAGUGUUGAAGUUGUUGUUAGAUGUGGGAAUCAUAUAUCCCAUUUCUGAUAGCAAAUGGGUGAGUGCUAUUCAGGUGGUACCCAAGAAGGUGGGAAUCACAGUGAUGACAAAUGAAAACAAAGAGCUUGUGCCCACAAAGCCCACAGCCAGAAUGGAGGUGGACAAAGCCAAAAUUGACAUAAUCACCAAGAUGGCACCUCCCACAACCGUGAAGGGAGUGAGAAGUUUUUUGGGACAUGCGGGUUUUUAUCGACGUUUCAUUAAGAACUUUUCAAUGAUCACUCGUCCAUUAUGCAAUCUAUUAGCUAAAGAUGUUGCAUUUCAUUUUGAUACAGCUUGUAUGGAUGCAUUCAAAACUUUGAAACAGGAAUUAACCUCGGCCCCAAUUAUUAUGGCACCAGAUUGGUCUUUACCUUUUGAAUUAAUGUGUGAUGCCUCUGACUAUGCUAUUGGUGCAGUUUUAGGGCAAAGGGUGAACAAACUUCCACACGUGAUCUACUAUGCAAGUCGGACUCUAAAUGAUGCUCAACUUAACUAUUCCACAACUGAAAAGGAGUUGCUUGCUAUUGUUUUUGCUUUAGAGAAGUUUCGGUCAUACCUUGUGGGAUCUAAAGUUAUUGUGUUUUCUGAUCAUGCAGCCCUUAGGUAUUUGAUGACAAAGAAGGAUGCUAAACCACGCUUAAUUAGAUGGAUACUUUUACUACAAGAGUUUGACUUGGAGGUUCGAGAUAAAAAGGGAAGUGAUAAUGUUGUGGCUGACCACUUGUCAAGACUUAAUGAGAACCAUGGAGUUGCACAACCUUUGCCUCUAAAUGAAUCAUUUCCAGAUGAACAACUCCUUGUUGUUCAAGAAAAAGAACCGUGGUAUGCUGAUUUCGUUAAUUAUCUUGCUUGUGGUGUAAUGAGAAAUGACAUUUCUUUUCAGGAAAGAAAAAAGUUCCUUGCCAUGGUCAAGCACUACGUUUGGGACGAACCAUAUUUGUUUAAAUAUUGCCCUGAUCAACUCAUUAGGAGAUGUGUCCCAGAGAGUGAACAACAAAGCAUUCUAACGUUCAGUCAUACAUUGGCAUGUGGCGGACAUUUUGGUGCCAAAAAGACAUCUCUUAAAGUUUUACAAUCUGGUUUCUUUUGGCCUACUUUAUUCAAAGAUGCUUUUGAUUUUUGUUCUAAUUGUGAUAGGUGCCAAAAGAUGGGGAACAUUAGCCGAAGAAAUGAGAUGCCAUUGAACAACAUUUUGGUGGUAGAGCUUUUUGAUGUUUGGGGAAUCGACUUCAUGGGACCAUUUCCAUCAUCUUUUGGCUACUUAUACAUAUUAGUGGCAGUUGAUUAUGUAUCCAAAUGGGUUGAAGCCAUUGCUACAAGAACUAAUGAUCAUAAGGUUGUUUUGCACUUUAUUAAAGAUGUGAUUUUUUGUAGGUUUGGAACGCCAAGAGCUAUUAUUAGUGAUGGUGGCAGCCAUUUCUGCAACAAACCCUUUGAAUCAUUGAUGAGGAAGUACAACAUCAACCACAAAGUGGCAACCCCGUACCAUCCUCAAACCUCAGGACAAGUGGAGAUUAGCAAUAGGGAGAUCAAAAACAUUUUGAUGAAGACUGUGAGCCCCACAAGGAAGGAUUGGUCGUUGAGGUUGAAUGAUGCACUUUGGGCGUAUAGAACAGCGUACAAGACCCCCAUUGGCAUGAGUCCUUAUCGUCUUGUGUUUGGGAAAGCUUGUCAUUUGCCAAUGGAGCUUGAACACCGAGCAUAUUGGGCCAUUAAGAAGUUCAACUUUGAUUACAAGGAUGCUGGAAUAGCAAGGAAGCUCCAACUUAAUGAGUUGGAAGAGCUCAGAAAUGAGGCAUAUGAAAAUGCCAAAAUUUACAAGGAAAGGACUAAGCUCUAUCAUGACAAAGCCAUCCUAAGGAAGGAGUUUCACCAAGGUAUGAAAGUACUUUUGUAUGACUCACGUUUGAGACUUUUUCCAGGUAAAUUGAAGUCUAGAUGGGUAGGACCAUUCAAAGUGUUGCAAACAUUUCCCCACGGAGCUGUGGAGAUAGAGAACAUGAAGAAUGGCACCUCUUUCAAAGUCAAUGGACAGAGAUUGAAACCAUAUUUGCAACAAGAGGAGGAAGGGCAAGUGUAUCAAAUUGUCGAUUUUCUUGAGUUUACAACACCAUGAACAAGUUCCAUGUCUUGCCUAGACAUUAAAUAAAGCGCUUGCUAGGAGGCAACCUAGUGUGGUUUGUAUUCUAUCUUCAUGUUGUGUUUAUGUUGUUACCAUUCCAUAUUAUUUACCUACUUGAAUUGCAUACAAUUUUAAGCAUCGAGGACAAUGCUUACCAUAGGUUUGGGGGUAUUUUGGGAUGGAAGGUUUGUUUUUGUGUUUGUUUUGGUUAAGUGUGCUUUUGCUUACUAAUUCGAAUGCUUAUGAGGACUAUGUUUGCAAACAAACUUUUGGGUUGCUAUAAAAAAAUUUUGUAUCUUGUGUCUUGUAUAAAGAUGUAAUUCUUGGAGAUAUGAUGAUAGAGGUACCAUACUCAAAUUCUGGAAGAAGAAUAGUGGAGACUACCCUAGUGAGUUAUUUUGAGCUUAAUUGCUUCUUUUAGAGGGUUUAAAGUGUUUCAACUCCUAUCUUUUUCUUUCAAUUUCACUUUAAAUGAUCUCUUUACUUCUAUUUUGUUUGGAUGCUAAGAAUUACUCUAUUUUGCAGAUACCAUGUGUUUGGUAUCAUUCAUGAAUGAACUCAAUGAAAUGAUGUUAGGCUAUGCAUGUUUUAACUACUAAAAGGCUUAAAUCCUAUCCCUUUGUGUGCUCCAUUCACCAUUGUUGCAGCCAAACACUUUAGCCUAAUUCUUUCAUCACCCGCACCAUACUCUACCCAUUCUAGCUCAAUAUAAGCCAUACCUUAUAGUUUGGGGAAUACCAAUUUGAUGAAAGCUUAAGGUAAAUUGAGUGAGAGAUCAAGAUUGUGGCGUGUACCGAGGGCACCUAUGUGAAAGUUGUUUCUAAGCAUAAAAGUUAUAAAAAAAAAAGAAUCAAAGUGGA